GCUGCUGUUAUCGUCUGCCGCCCGUCCGAACGAGAGGAGGCCUGUCGGGGGCUUUGCUCGCGGGGAGCGGCAGGCGGGCGGUUACGGCGCGGUGGCUCUUCCAGCCGGGGACAUGUCGAGGCGGGUGGGGCUCCGGCGAGUCGCUUGGAGGAGACGAGUGGCCGCCGAGGCGACGGCGGCGCCCGACUCGAGUUCCUCCGGGAGACUGCGCCGCUCGACGGCCCUCCGACCUUGAGCCCCGGGAGCGCAGGCGGACGCGGCCCGCGGAAGGGAAUUCAACUGCACAGCAAAGCACCGAGGGCUCCUCUGGCACCAGGAAGGACAACAAUGAAGCUGCUGGAAAACUCCAGUUUUGAAGCCAUCAACUCCCAGUUGACAGUGGAAACGGGAGACGCGCAUAUUAUUGGCAGGAUCGAGAGCUACUCAUGCAAGAUGGCCGGGGACGACAAGCACCUCUUCAAACAGUUCUGCCAGGAAGGUCAGCCACACGUCCUGGAGGCUCUGUCGCCGCCCCAGACCACCGGCAUCAGCCCUAACCGGCUCAGCAAGAGCCAAAGUGGAGACGAAGAAGGACCCCUCAGUGACAAGUGCAGCCGCAAGACCCUCUUCUACCUGAUUGCUACCCUGAACGAAUCUUUCCGCCCGGACUACGACUUCAGCGCUGCCAAGAGCCACGAGUUCAGCCGGGAGCCAAGCCUCAACUGGGUGGUGAACGCGGUGAACUGCAGCCUCUUCUCUGCCGUCCGGGAGGAUUUCACCGCCCUGAAGCCUCACCUGUGGGACGCAGUGGACCAGGAGAUCUGCCUCUCCGAGUGCGACAUCUACAGCUACAACCCGGACCUGGAUUCGGAUCCCUUUGGGGAGGAGGGCAGCCUGUGGUCCUUCAACUACUUCUUCUACAACAAGCGCUUGAAGAGGAUCGUCUUCUUCACUUGUCGCUCCAUCAGCGGCUCCACCUACCCGCACUCGGAGGCUGGGAACGAGUUGAACAUGGACCUCAGCGAGGACGAUGCUGAGGAGACCCCCGGCAGCUGCGACAGGGACGGGGGCAGCAUGGAGGCGGAGAAGAGGCCGGUGGUCUGCAUGUGAUUCCCGGGCCGGGGGCUUCUCCCACGAAGGACGCCGCUGCCUGCCCUGCGGAUGCUGCGUGAACAGUUGGUGCCAGGAGCCCCUCUGCCUGCCUGCCUGCGGAUCCUUGCCUGCCAGCGGCCUUGAGGCUCCGCGUCUUUCCAGGGGACAGGCAGGGAGGGAGACCCGGCCCUCGCGCUGGCUGCUGCGGGGGCUCCUGUUAGCCUUGGGACCCCGGAAGGAGGAGCCGAAUGGACGUGGGAACAGGACGGAGAGGCUCCGACCCCCCCAAGACUUUUGGCAUCAAGUGGCUGGACUGGCCUUGGGGGGCCGUGGCAGGCUCGCUCCCCCCC
This is a messenger RNA of Pseudonaja textilis, 1421 nucleotides long. RefSeq names its product MAF1 negative regulator of RNA polymerase III (gene MAF1). Gene Ontology annotation, cellular component: nucleus. Gene Ontology annotation, biological process: negative regulation of transcription by RNA polymerase III. The record is from RefSeq and is a predicted model, not a curated record. NCBI's taxonomy places the organism in Eukaryota, Metazoa, Chordata, Lepidosauria, Squamata, Elapidae. Gene Ontology annotation, molecular function: RNA polymerase III core binding.